AAGAGAAAGAUCCCCGCAAUUUUCGAAUUUCGAUUUUCCCCGUAGGCCCCCAGACGUCCAUAAAUGCUUUCGUUUUGGAGACAUUAGCAAUUUCUCAGGUGCAACAAAUUCAAUCGAUGUAUUAAAUGCCGCAAUGUAUCAAAAAUCGCAUGUGAUAUAAGUUGGAUAUAAGUGUGCUUUGUAGACUCCUUCAACUUGAAAUAAUACAUUCACUUCCUCGGCAAAAGCAUGCAAAUAAGAUUGAAAUAUAAUUAUAUUGUACAUAUUUCAUAUUUUGGGCAGAAAAUGUAAAUAAUAUUUAACACUAUAGUAAAUUGUCCGAUCGUUUAAUAACUGCGUUAUACAACACGAAUGUAGUCAUUUUAUAAUCUGUGGCCCCUCUGAGUCGCCAUUGCGAACUUCUUACCUGCAGCUAACUUCAUAAUAUUGUUCGAUCAUCGGUCAAGCGGUUGAAUAUUUCGUAAUUAGACAAUAUUUUUAAAGCUGUGCCAAUAAUUACUACUAUUUAGUGUUCGUUUAUCAAUAAUAUUUAGUAGAAAGGCGUUUAUUCGAUAGGAUAUAUUUGCGAACGUGCAUAUGCUUUGUUGUGAGAACCACCUUUAUCUGCUGUCAUUUUGAGCUAUGCAACACAAUUUUUUCGACUUUUCGAUAAUGAAAUAUAACUUAGCGGUGGAAUAGUGCAUCUCGGAUAAAACAAACGGGCAGUGGAUUCCAAAGGUCGUGUACUCGUCGAGGGUUCGCGAUGUGGCAUCAGUGGGUGGUGUGAUCUGGAGAAUGUGCGGUGGCGUUUAGUGCGUGAAGACGUGAGAAAGGGUGUCAGUAUGGAGGUAGUGGUGAAGGACGAGGAGCGCUUGCGGCGGCUCCGCGCGCUGGAGGAGCGGCUGUGCGACCCGCGGUCGCCGGGCAACGUGGACUCGUUGCUGGACACGGUCGCGGCGCUGGUCUCCGACUGCGAUCACCCGGCCAUACGCCGCAUGAAGAACGUCGAGGCCUACACUAGCAGAUAUGAAGAGUUUGCAUCUGAAAUUAUUGAUCUUCGUAUGAAGGCAGCAGAUUUUGACCUGAUAAAAGUGAUAGGUCGGGGAGCAUUUGGGGAAGUGCAACUAGUCAGACACAAGUCCACACGUCAAGUAUAUGCCAUGAAGCUGCUGAGCAAAGUAGAGAUGAUCAAAAGGUCAGACUCUACCUUCUUUUGGGAGGAGAGACACAUAAUGGCACACGCUAACUCUGAAUGGAUUCUCAAAUUACAUUUUGCCUUCCAAGACCACAAGUAUCUUUACAUGGUAAUGGAUUACAUGCCUGGCGGUGAUCUUGUCAGUCUCAUGUCUAAUUAUGAUAUACCUGAAAAGUGGGCCAAGUUUUAUACAAUGGAAAUAGUGCUGGCAUUAGAUGUAAUCCAUAAUAUGGGGUUUGUUCAUCGAGAUGUUAAGCCAGAUAACAUGCUAAUUGAUAAGUAUGGCCACUUGAAGUUAGCAGAUUUUGGCACCUGCAUGAGAAUGGGCCCUGACGGGCUGGUGAGGGCUAGCAAUGCUGUGGGGACUCCAGAUUAUAUUUCUCCUGAGGUCUUACAGUCCCAAAACGGAGAAGGAGUGUAUGGCCGUGAAUGUGAUUGGUGGGCUGUGGGUAUAUUUUUGUAUGAAAUGUUAAUUGGCGAUCCACCCUUUUAUGCUGAGAGCUUAGUAGGAACUUAUGGAAAAAUUAUGGAUCACAGGAACUCUUUACAGUUUCCUGAUGAUGUAGAAAUAUCCAAAGAGGCCAAGUCUCUUAUAAGAGGGCUGCUUACAGACAGAGUUAGAAGAUUAGGUAAGAAUAGUGUUGACGAAAUCAAGCAACACCCAUUCUUUUACAAUGAACAGUGGAGUUUCGAUAAUCUCAGAGACUCUGUGCCACCUGUAGUCCCUGAGCUGUCCAGUGAUGAUGACACUAAAAAUUUUGAUGAAAUUGAGAAAUCUGAUGCAUUAGAUGAAUCUUUUCCAGUGCCAAAAGCAUUUGUUGGCAACCAUUUACCCUUUGUGGGCUUCACUUACAAUGGGGAUUACCAACUGUGUGGUCGUAGGAACCAGCACACAGAUGUUGUAGACACAAUCUCAACCAACCAUAUCAACAAUGUUGGUUCUGAAGCAAUUUUGCAGCUAGAAAAACUUUUAGAGAGAGAGAGGGAUGGCAGACGUAAACUUGAGGAUAGACAAGUGAGCCUUUGCGCUCAGUUGGAAGAACUGUCUCAGAGAGAAUCUCGAAGUAAAAAAUUAAUAGCAGACACUGACAAAGAGUUGGCAUUACUUCGUCAUGACCUUAAGGAAAUUCAGCGCAAGGCAGAAAUUGAAUCAGAGUCAAGAAGAAAAGCAGAAAUGAACUACAGUGAAGCAAAAAGACGGCUUGAGGAAGAACAGAACAAGCGAGCAAAAGAAAUGAGUAACCUACAAAAUUACAAUGAUAAAAUCAACACCCUAGAAAAGCAGUUAACGGAAUUACGCGAGAAACUAAAGCAGGAGUCGGAGGCGGCGGCUAAAGCGCGGAAACAGGCAGCAGAGAUGACGGCCGCGCAGGCUGCCGCCGCCGCCGUCAGCGACGGGACAACUGCGCGUCUACGCGCGCAGCGGGACUCGCUCGAGCGCGAGCGGGCGACGUUAGCCGACGAGUUAGCCGCCGCGAAGGCCGGCAAGCAGCGCGCCGAGGCCGCCGUGGCCGAGGCGGGCGGCCGCCUCAGCGCUGCGCAUGCCGAACUCGAGCGCUCGGCCGCGCGCCUGGGACAGGUGGCCAACGACAACCGCCAGCUGACGGAGCGCGUGUCGCAGCUCGAGAAGGAGUGCGCGUCGCUGGCGCACGAGCGCUCCGCCGCGCACCACCUGUACCAGCAAGAGCUCCGCGCCCACCAGGACACGCAGCGCUCGCAGCUGCUUUCCAAGCAGGAAGCCAACCUCGAGCUAGUCAAAGCGCUACAAGCUAAGCUGAACGAAGAGAAGGCGGGGCGGCAGCGCGCCGAAGCCACGUGCCAGGAGAAGGACCGCCAGAUGUCCAUGCUCAACGUCGACUACCGCCAGAUGCAGCAGCGCCUGCAGAAGCUGGAGGGCGAGCAUCGUCAGGAAAGCGAAAAGGUGGUGGGUCUGCAAGCGGCGCUAGAGCAGGAGCGCGCCGCGCGCUGCGCCGGGGCGGGCGAGACGGCCGCGGCCGAGGCCGCCGCGCGCGCCGCCGCCGCCGAGCGCGACGCGCGCACCAGGGACCUGCACAGCGUGCGCCAGGCCCUGCACACCGCCUCGGAGAAGCUGGCCGCUGCGAGCGCUGAACGAGACAUGUACUACACGAGGAGCGAGGAGCUGCGGUCGCAGCUGGAGAACGAGCAACACUUCAGCCACGUGUAUCGCGCGCAGGUCAGCGAGGUGCGCGCGCAGCUCGACGAGAGCACGCGCGCCGCGCGGGACCUCGAGCAGGAGCGCUCCAGCCUUAUGCACCAGUUGCAGCUGGCCAUAGCGCGCGCCGACUCCGAGGCCAUCGCCAGAUCGAUAGCAGAGGAGACAGUCGGCGAGCUCGAAAAGGAAAAGACCAUGAAAGAGCUGGAGAUGCGCGACGCUCUAGCAUCGCACCGCAGCGAGUUGGCCGCCCGAGACUCCCUCGUGCAAGGACUGCGCGACCGCGAGCAUGAGAACCGCGCCACCAUCGAUCUGCAACGGAAGGAGGUAGACGAGUUGCGGCGCAGCGGCACGGCGCUGGCAGAGCGCGUGGCGAGCUUGCAGCGGGUACAAGAGGAGGUGGAGCGGCUCAACAAGAAGCUCAACUCGGAGAUCAUGCUCAAGCAGCAGGCCGUCAACAAGCUGGCCGAGAUCAUGAACAGGAAAGAUAUGAACCCGGCCGUGACAAAGAACAAGAGCAAGAUGUCAGUGCGCAAGGACAAAGACUACCGCAAGCUGCAACAAGAGCUCACCCGCGAGAAGGACAAGUUCGACCAGCAGGUCGCCAAGAUGCAGCGCGACCUGCAGGACACGCAGCAGCAACUGCUAGAGGAGCAGCAGACCCGGCUGAAGCUCGCUAUGGAGGUUGACAGCAAAGAUGUAGAAAUCGAGCAGCUAAAGGAGAAACUCGCCGCGCUAACUAGCGAAACCGCAUCCCAGUCCUCCGCCGACGCAGAGGACGGCGAGACCGAACAGACCCUCGAGGGCUGGCUGUCCGUGCCCAUCAAACAGAACAUUAGGCGCCACGGUUGGCGCAAGCAAUAUGUGGUGGUGUCAUCGAAGAAGAUCAUCUUCUAUAACUCCGAGAGUGAUAAGCAGAAUACUACGGAUCCUGUUAUGAUCUUGGAUUUGAGCAAAGUGUUCCACGUUCGGUCAGUGACGCAGGGCGACGUGAUCCGCGCAGACGCCAAAGACAUCCCGCGGAUAUUCCAGCUGCUGUACGCCGGCGAGGGCGAGGCGCGGCGGCCGCAGGACGCGCUCGACCAGCCGCAGGACCAGACCGACCAGCAUGGUAACACGGUGCAGCACAAGGGGCACGACCUGGUCAGCAUCACGUACCACAUCCCGACGGCGUGCGAGGUGUGCACGCGCCCGCUGUGGCACAUGUUCCGUCCGCCGCAGGCCUACGAGUGCCGCCGAUGCCGCAUGAAGAUCCACGCGGAGCACGUGUCGGAGGCGGAGUCGGUGGCGGCCUGCAAGCUGCACGCCGACCGCGCCAGGGAGCUGCUGCUGCUGGCGGCCGGCGCGCCCGAGCAGCGCCGCUGGGUGGCGCGCCUGGCGCGGCGCGUGCAGCGCUACGGCUACCGCGCCGCGCACACCAACCACGACCACACCAAGCUGUCGCCCAGAGACUCGAUGCGCUCCAACCUGAAGCUCUCGUACAUGAACGCGAGCCAGCGCAGCUCCACGCUGCCCGCCAACGCGUCGCUGCCGCGCCAGUAGCGCCGCCUGUACUCGCGAACGUACACUAACGAUGGAAACAUGUGUGAAUCCCACUUUCGUUCGUCACCCAUCGGUUUGUACUAACACAUUAUAUUUUCGUAGACAUCAUUUGUUUUGAAUGUGAUCGGUUUCGUCCGCUCAACGGCGUUAUAUUUUGUUACGAUAUUUUUCGAUGAAUCUAUUGAAAACUGUUUUUGUAACUUAUUCAGUGAUUUAUAAAAUAAGCUAGUCUCAUGUAAUAAGUUCAAAUUGCGCCUAAGUUAAAGGAUUCAGCUUGACCGCUGUGAUAGUUUUUGAUAAUUUACAAGUGAGUACUUACGUGUGACACGCGUUUGGAUCGACCGAACGUCGCAGGAACUCAAUUCACGCCUUCACAUUUGCGAAAUUUUCGUACAGAAUAUGUCAAUUAAGAUAAUUUCUAUUCGCACCUUUAUGCCAGUUGCGCCUUGUUGAGGUAGUACCUGCAAUAAUAUCUUACACGACAAACCGCGCAAACGGCACAUUUAUCUCGAAUGCAUACAUAUAUACGAAUAGCGUCAAUUGGGUGCCUGGCGUGAAUAUUAUACCGCAGCAUGCAUUGUUUAUAAAAUAGCUCACACGCAGACUAUAUUAAUUUUAGGGUGUUUAUUACAACACAAUACGUAGACUCUCAGGGUAUCUUCUUGCAUCCUCGUCCAUCCAGUAAUGAUUACUCGAUAGUUUUGUACACGCGCCUUCAUCUAGCAAUAUCAAGGCAACGAUCAUAAAGUUGCAAUUUAAAAAUGAAUUUGGCUAUAAACUGGGCUAGAUAUAAUUAUGAUAAUUCAUGUUAUUAUCAGUAAAAGUACAAGUAACUAAAAGUUCCACAUUUAUGCUCCCUGUGUUAUCAGAACACGUGGGCAUGUUUUUUUUCUGGGACCUGAAAUUCUUUGUAUGAUCUGCUUUGCAAUUCCAUACUAAACAAGUACCUUAUUCGUUUACCACUGAUUAAAAGUUCAUACAAUAAUCCCUAUGUUACAUUACUUGGACAUAGUAUAUUUCUCUUUAUUUUUGUAACGCCUAUAACCAGAUUUGCAUUUUAUUAUAUUUAGAUAUUUUAUUGUUAUAUUUUGUGUUAAAAUUCUUUGUGUUUUAGUUGUUCAUAACCAACUUAUAAUUCGUUAUCACUGUAUUGUAGAAAAGGUUCCAGAAUUUCGUAAAUAAUAUUUUUAAAUUUGAUACUAAUACUAUCAUGUAAAAAACCUGUACGGCCUACAGUGGCUUGUAUUAAAAAUAAUGGCCGAGUAAGGCCAUUAACGUUCCAAUUAAAUGUUAUCGGCAGGUCUCGGACAAAUCAUGCAGAUGACGCAAAAGUGACGUAAUUUUGCACACAGGUGAUGUUUGUAUUUAAACCACCGUGUGACAUGUCGCACUAACUAACAAAAUAAUCGGUGACAGAGUGAUGUCUUGAAUAAAAUAAUCUCAAGAAACUUGUUACUGUAAGCAAAGAGGUAUAACCAAACUUAGAGUGCUCACUCCAUGGGCGUUUCUCACAGCAUUUCAACCGCUGACAGUCCCCUGCCCACAUUUAUGAUGAAAUUCUAAAAGAUCGGUGGGUCAGUUUUGUUUAUUUUAAAUAAGAAAGGUACUAGUUUACGGUAACCAAAAAUAGUAUACCAACCUUGGGGAACUUCGACAUAAACAGGAGACUGUCAGCGGUUGAAACGCUCUGAGAAACAUCCGCGGAUACAUUUAAAACGAGCAUAUUAAACAACAAGUAAUCUCAAAAUGUAUGGAGAUUAUUAAUAAGUUUUAGUAAAACUUGAUAUUUGCAAGUUUUUACCUCACUUACAAUGUGAGCUGACUGACAGCGGUUGAAACGCUCUGAGAAACACCUAUGAAAAAUAAAAAUACUAUUUGAAAUCACCUAUAAGUGGCUUGACGUCACCGGCAUGAUUUGUUUCAGCCCUGGUUAUCGGUAUAACGACGGAAUUGUGACUGAGUAGGGUCUUAUAACUUGGUGAUAAUCUGAUUCUAAACCCAAUUUUGUAUGUCGUAUUGCCCUUUUAAAUCACUAAUUAAUCAAUAAGAAAUAGCGGUAAUGACUAAAUGCAAUUAUAAUGUCAUCUAUUCUGGUGUUAAGUGUUAAAACUGGCGUAUGUUUCUUUAAGGGAAACAUCGUUACAACAUCGGCCGUUUAAAAACCUAGUUUUUUUAUAAUGACUUAGGGAAUCACUCUAUUGUACUAAUAACUGCACUGGUUACUAAACUAUUCACAUCUGCACUCGUUGCGUUCUUCCAUCUUGUACAGAUAGGAGUAUUACGAGUGAUGUGAGCACUCUUGACGGGACCUAACGUGUUAGAGUAAGCAAGGUGCCGCCGCACUUGCGACUUAACGAAAUCAGUGCCAUAAGUGAUUUGUUUAGUGAAACGGCUCCGGUAGUUGCUCAAAACCAUUUUCCACUAAAUCCAGCAAGUUACUUAAUUAUAUAAGACUCCCAUUCGGGCUUCCUUGAAUCAUACGAUCAUUUUAUACUGUUUAGACUAGUGUAAUGCGCUUAUUGUAUCGGUAUUAUAAUGGCGUUUUGUAGGUUAUGCGAACUAUACUAUCUAAAUGCCUAAUUCUUUGUCUAACGAUAAUCUUUGGCGGGACACUGAUAUUUAUGUGAUUCAAAGCAAUAAAAACAAUUGGUUGUCGCACAUAGUAUCGACUUAUAUAGUCUAAUUCGGAGUAUAUGGGUGCCAAAUGUAGGAUUUGGUGAAUUACCUAUUAAUGGUACAAAAAUUGUAAUUACUUCUGAUUGGUAAAUGCCGCGAGACGGCGUCAAUCGAGGGGUUAUUACGAUGCCAAGUCAAUACUUAUAAACACCAAUUUUAAUACGCCUUCGUAGGUUUAUAUAACAUUUUCUACAGAUGUGAUUUUAAAGUACAAAAGUGUCGAGAGUACAUGCUUGUUCAUUGUACUGACCUUGCCAGAAGUCAAGUGGUAAUGCGGUAUUACUCUUGGCGGCUCGCUCAAUUGUUUAAGGCUAUGCAGACGGAAUGCAUUCCAGCUGCAUCUUAUGCAUAUAGAAACUGUAUGUUGACAACGCAGCCGGCGUAAUACAACUUGCAGUAUAGUGUUUCGUUUUUGUUUUUGGUCAAUCCAAUAGUUAGUGUAAGGCCUGAGUGGACGCUCGAGUUGGGCGUGCAGCGGGCGGGGCAUGUGGCGUACAUGUUAAACAAAUGCAAACGUAUAGGAGCGGCCUUAGUGCACGCUGUUCAAAUCACUUGUGAGCCCGACGCCACGCUGCACGCCCCGCCGAACGCUCCGCUUCGAGCGUCCACUCAGGCCUUAAUGGACCUGAAAUCUUUGUUCAUAGAGAUCGAGUCGAGAUAAUUCUAACGACUAUUUAGUACUGUACUGUGUUUUGCGGUAAACUGAACAAUUGCUUUCUAUUUCUUAAGUACGCUGCGAAUUGGAUUGGCCAAAAACAAAAACGAAACAAUAGAAUGCUAUCCGUCUGUGCGAGUCUCUUCGAACGCCAUACCGCGCUGGUUGAGCUGUGAUAGUGAAGACGUGUCUACGAACACCGUGGUGCUACAGGAAGCAGGCCUCCGACGCAUUGUUGUUACUAGUGGUUCUUGUUGAAUAGAUGCACUGUUUAUUAUUGCUCUACACACUGUUUACAUUCCUCCGACGAAAGCUAUGUUGAGUUUUGUUUAUCUUAGUUUUAUAUUGACUCAAGUUCAACUCUCUCGCUUGUCCAGUUAUCGCUUUUAUAUUUUUUUUAGAUGUAAGUCCGAAACAAUCUCUGUUCAUUUAUGUACUGACAUACGAAUUUCAAAUUUAACUAGGUACUUAAGUGUUUGAUAGAUUGCAAUCACCGUAGUUAUACGCUUAUUUUUGAGAUGCAUUUUUAAAUAUAUAUAAUUAGGCAGCUGUUGCAUUGUGUUACUCCAUUCCAUGAUAUUUUAUUUUUCGAGCGUUUGGAAAUGGUUCGUUUGCCAAAGAAAAAUUGAAAAUCAGCAUAAACAAAAUUAUUUCACGUCUUAUUUUAAUAGUCCGCGUUUCGUUUCCGUGCUUGUCAUUAAUAUUAAUUCAGUAUGAUAAUAAUUAUUGUUAUUUACUAUGCAUAAUUAUAAACCUGAUGUUAUUACACGACAUUUUUCGGGAGUAUUUUUUUAAGUAAUCGUAGCCUUGUCCUUUAUACACGUUUGUAUGUUAAGAAAUACUCCCAAAUUGUCUGACGUAUAACACUCUAAUAGUGGACAAUGUAAAAUCAUAUUAUGUAAAUUAUUUAUUAUUAUUCAAUUACAUCUCUUAUUGUAACGUUUUAUUUAUCGAGCUAAAAUUGUAAGUUCCUAACUAGCUAGCUUCUCAUUUGUAAAGAAUACUUCUCAGUUAGCUUGUCGCUGAUAGUUGGUUCGGCUUAACAGUUUAUCGCGUAGGUGUAGCGUUAUUACUCUAAUACAUUAUGAAUCUAUUACUUUAUAAAAUGAUUUCGGAAUUGAGUAUGCGCCCGUGCGCGGGCUGAGCGAAUAAUUAUUAUUAUAUAUGCCUACGUAAUACGUGUCAUGCAAUAUACUAAUACCACGUGCCUUAGCUACGGCCCACUCCCAUAUCAUCUAGGCAAACUAUGUUAAAUCUAUCAACAGUUAUUAUAAUGUACAUAUGUUUUAAAAUAAACCGAUAUUUUAUGGAUUUUUAAGGAAUUUGUAUAUUGUAAAGAUUAUUAAUUAAUUUUAUCAUAAAAUUAAUGCCUAGCUAAUAAGUGCUACAUUUGUGAAAAAUAAAUAACAUUUAAAAACUCA
Molecule: messenger RNA, 9641 nt
Organism: Cydia pomonella (codling moth)
Lineage: Eukaryota; Metazoa; Arthropoda; Insecta; Lepidoptera; Tortricidae
Gene: rock1
Product: rho-associated protein kinase 2
Exons: 13
Coding region: 822-4889 (1355 amino acids)
Biological process (GO): embryonic morphogenesis; regulation of cell junction assembly; peptidyl-threonine phosphorylation
Cellular component (GO): cytoplasm; cytoskeleton
Molecular function (GO): small GTPase binding; ATP binding; Rho-dependent protein serine/threonine kinase activity
Source: RefSeq, a predicted model, not a curated record